AUGGGCGACGGACGAGGCUUGCUUGCAAAAGUGCUCUCGUCCUGGCGAUGGUGUCCCUGGGGGAGUCGCGCACUCCUGGUUGGGAACAUGUUGCUGCUCUUCCUUCUCUACAUUGCCCACUUCCAGAGGGAGCUGGGGCACCGAGAGGCCCUCGAGGCAGCAGUUCAGGAUUUGCAGCAGGAGCUGUCAUCCACAACCAAGUCGCUGCAGGAUGCCAGGAACCAGGUGAUGGCCAUCAGCGAGAAAUCCACGAGGCAUCAACUGGACGCGCAGCUUUGCGAGAAGCGCAAUCAAGACGGUGCCAAGCAAAUGGAAGAAAUCCGGCAGCAGGAGCGCAAAUUGAGAUUGGCAGAAGAGGAGAAAGACAAGCGGCUGCGAAGUUGCUCAGAGGACUUGGAGUCGAGCUUGGUAGCUCUCAAUAUCUCCCGCGAGCAACAGGCCGCUUCUGCUCAAGCCGAAAGGUGCUGUACAUCCGUGCCGAUGUGCAACCUGUGCUUGAUGCGACGGUAA
Molecule: messenger RNA, 510 nt
Organism: Symbiodinium sp. CCMP2456
Lineage: Eukaryota; Dinophyceae; Suessiales; Symbiodiniaceae
Source: the annotation of a GenBank genome assembly